AUUUCUAAACUCCUUGCAUCAAAGUGACAAUCGGUAUUUGUUUUGUUAUGGUGGAAUGUCAGAUGAUACAAUGCCGUUGGGCAUAAAGCCUGAGUGCUAUAAGUGUAAUGUAACUGAAAGUAAACUUUGGAAACAGACAGCCGAUGGCUUCGUGUGUGCCGACUGUUGUGAUUUGGUAACUAAGACCUCUUGCCCCCCCAAGAAUGAAGACAUUGCUUCACAGUCGUCGAAGUCCCAAGAAACAGCGCCACGUAUUGCAACUCGUAAGAGUACAAGAAGUACGCGGAAUUACAAAACAAGAUUAAAUCCAUACGCUCUUCCGAAGCCUCUUACUCCAAAGGGUAAAGGGAGACGUGUUAUCUUCAAGAAAACCCCAACCAAAGCACCUACGGCAGUUGCUACACCUGUGACAAGCAAUUACGUAUUUUACAAGGGUAGCUAUUUCCAGGUUGGGGACAUAGUCUCUGUGCAGGACAUUGAUGGUGGGUUAUAUUAUGCCCAAAUAAGAGGUCUCCUUACAGAUCAGUACUGUGAAAAAAGCUGUGUUCUGACGUGGCUCAUUCCUACCACUGCCAGUCCUGAUCCCAAUGAGGGAUUCGAUCCCUCAACCUACAUAAUUGAACUUCAGCAACAAAGAGGAAGAACCAGCAGACCUGAAGAACAACUGCUCUUUAAGUACCAAAUCUCAUAUUUAUGUACCCUCACUUAAGUAAAAGUUAACUCAUAGUCUUGCUGCAUUUCCACUCCAGCAGAGAUCCUUUCUUGCAGGAAUUCCACUUGGUCACUGUGAGCUGCAGGACUGACUGUUGGGGAGCUAUGGGGACCACUGUCCGGCAGGCCAUCUGAAGGUCUAGCUAUCGGGGCACUACCUAAGAACAGAUUGGCAUCUGUAAUUUUUUUGGCAUGACACCACUGCUGCCCAUGUCCAUUCCUGUGACCAACUUCGAAGCUGCUGAUCUCUCUCAUACCAGGAGGCCACGGUGCUUCUCUGCAUAAGCUGGUAGACGCAUUUCCUGUGUGCAGUCCACGACAGGAUUGUAGGUACCUUGGUCAUCAUCUACAGGAAUCUGUUGGCUGUCUUGGGCAGUGCAGAUGGCGACACUCGCUAACUCCAUGGAGCAAAGAUCUCAUGAUGACUUUGGUGCUGACACUCUUAACUCUGCU
Molecule: messenger RNA, 1164 nt
Organism: Schistocerca serialis cubense
Lineage: Eukaryota; Metazoa; Arthropoda; Insecta; Orthoptera; Acrididae
Product: GATA zinc finger domain-containing protein 1
Exons: 4
Coding region: 56-709 (217 amino acids)
Biological process (GO): chromatin organization; regulation of DNA-templated transcription
Cellular component (GO): nucleus
Molecular function (GO): sequence-specific DNA binding
Source: RefSeq, a predicted model, not a curated record